This is a messenger RNA of Prorocentrum cordatum, 352 nucleotides long. NCBI's taxonomy places the organism in Eukaryota, Dinophyceae, Prorocentrales, Prorocentraceae. The record is from the annotation of a GenBank genome assembly.
AUGCGUACGUUCAUGGGCUUCUGCCAGAGUGCGGUCAUCGAGAAGCUCGACACGUCCGUCGCCACCAUCAGAAGUCAUAUCGCAGGUCACGUCACCAUAUUGAACUCCACACAGCAGGACAUGGUAUCGCAGCAGGGUCAGAUCUCGACGUGGAACGAGCAGAUCGUAGACCUUGCAUGCCAGGUGGAGAACAUGAUGCAAGGCAGUGUGUUCGGCAAUGCGACAACCAUCAGCGGCAGCAUUCUUGCAGAGCCAGGAAGACAGUUGGCAUGUGCUGCUGGCAAGACCUACCACUUGACGCUCGGGAUCGCAUGCGGCCCGUUCUUGCAGGAGCUCAAGCGCUCGCCCAAAG